CGCCCCUCGCGGGCUGUGGGGCGCGGGCGGCGGCCAGGGGCCGGCGGCGGCGGGGUCGGCAUGGCGCAGCUGGCGGAGGGCUCGGGCCACACAGCGACCGCCGGCGCCAGCAUGGACAACAACGUCCUGGCCAUCGUCAUCGCCGCCAGGGCUUCUCCAGGCGGCGGCCACGCGGCGAGAGCGGGCGGCAGGAGGAGGCCCGCGGGCCCGUCGAAACACCGGUCCUCUCGCCUCUCCCGUCUCUUGGCAGCGGUGUCCACCUCCGUCUUCAUCGUGGCGAUCCUCAUCCUGCUGCUGCUCUUGUACCACCGGGACCCCAUGUGCUGCCAGUUCCUCUGCUCCUGCCGCCUGUUCCAGACCCCCAGCCAGUAUGACCACCCCCCGCCCUACUUCCGCAGCAGCCAGCAGCUGGUGGGACCCCAGCCCGGAGCGUCCCGGCUGGAGAGCGCUGCGGAGAACCCCGGCAUGCAGGGAGACGAGCUCUUCUGUGUCGGACCCCCCAGCACGUACCAGCUCCCGCCCUGGGAGCAGCCCCGCCUGCCCAGCUACGAGAGCGUGCGGAAGAAAGAUCGCCAGCGGGAAAUCCACCAGAUGAUUGCCGACAGGUUUGGGCUGUGGGCAGAGCCUUCCCAGGAGAUGCCACCUCCUUAUGAGCAUGCUCUGAGGCAUCCUCCAGCUUUCUCAGGAACAGGAAUGAGCUCAGAGGCCUUGGACAGACAUGGUGUUCCAGACCCCCUCCAUGCCCCCCUCAGCUACCAAACUCAGCGAAACACUGCGGUGUAAGGCCUUGGCCUCAGAGUACUGCUGCUUCCUGUGCUGUCAGCAACAGAAGUGCCUGGGAUACAAUCUUCCUCCACAGGGAAUGGCCAAACCUUCGCCCAGAUCCACAGUCAGCUGAGACACAGGCAAGCCCAACCCAGCCAUCAGUGCUAUCCCUCUUGGGGCACAAGGACAGCCACAGAGCCACUGCAGAGGAACCAGGGACGUCUCCUCACUCCUCUCUGGCAAACACCAAAGUCAAAGGUGCAGCUGCUGGAGCUGCACAAGGCAAAGCCAAGGGGAAGGUCUGCUGGGCCAGAGCUCCUCAGGAGCAGCAUUUCAUACCUCUGUGAGGCAGCACUGCUGGCUGCACAAAGGCUCAGACCUCAGGCAGGGUGGUGGUGUGCUGCUUCACCCGUUUCUUUGGUUAUCAAGUGUUUUAUUGUACCUGGAUUGCUACAGGUGGAAAUCCUCACCUGUGAGUGGCAGAGGGGACGUGCUGUGGCACCAACGGCCUCUGUGACCGACAGCAGCACCCCACAGACCCCACACACAGAUCUGGAGGGGCUCCAUGGGUUAUACCCGGGUAUGGACCACCAAGAUGAACCAUGGGACUGCGUGUGCAGCAUGGGAAAGGACAGAUGCAUGGACUAACAGCUGGAGUCUGCAUGAAGACUGUGAAGCACAGGUGGACACACGUGCCUGACCCAGUUCACCUGGUCUUCUGCAGAGUAGAAAAAUUGUCUAAAUAAUGUCAACACCAGUGUCCUUACACUACUGAUUUUGAUAACCUGUUUUCUACUGCAGUCAAUGUUUCAAAUUGUUUACAAACCUGUAGAUAAAAUGAGAUCAGUUAGCUUGGGCACAACACAUUGAGGCUCCUUUAUUUUGAGCAAUACAAGCUCAAAAAUGUCACAUAAUGACUCAAAAGGAUGGAGCAUCCUGGAUGCUGCUUUAUCAUACAUCUCCAGCUGCUGAGCUGCAAGUACCAGUCCAGAUUUGGACAUCUUGCUAGGUCCCCUGAACUUGGUAAUGAGUUAGUUAGGCCUGUGAACUUGUCUCAUACGGCCAGUGAAUGUAACACUCAGAUACUUAAGUUAACCAUUGAGGUGAGUGAGGUAGAGGGAAAAAUCCAUCUUCCUGGCACACAGCAUUAGGUGCAGGUGGAAUACUGCUCUGCAGGAUUGUGAAUUAAGGCACAA
This is a messenger RNA of Prinia subflava (tawny-flanked prinia), 1961 nucleotides long. RefSeq lists its product as uncharacterized. Lineage: Eukaryota; Metazoa; Chordata; Aves; Passeriformes; Cisticolidae. The record is from RefSeq and is a predicted model, not a curated record. The coding region runs from base 61 to 783 and encodes 240 amino acids. The transcript is spliced from 5 exons.